This is a messenger RNA of Magallana angulata, 1077 nucleotides long. RefSeq names its product dopamine receptor 2-like. Gene Ontology annotation, molecular function: G protein-coupled receptor activity; peptide binding. Gene Ontology annotation, biological process: G protein-coupled receptor signaling pathway. Bases 1 to 1077 code for a protein of 358 amino acids. NCBI's taxonomy places the organism in Eukaryota, Metazoa, Mollusca, Bivalvia, Ostreida, Ostreidae. The transcript has a single exon. The record is from RefSeq and is a predicted model, not a curated record. Gene Ontology annotation, cellular component: membrane.
AUGAAUCAAAAAACCACAGGACGAAUAGAAAGGGCGCCACUGAGUGCAUUUUCCUUUUUCUUUAGCAUUGUGUGCAUUAUAGGAAAUACAAUUGUGCUUCACAUUUUCCGCACCAAAUACAAGAAAUCAAACUACCGCUUCUUUGUGUUACUUUUGUCCUCAUUGGACAUGGGGAUUGCAAUUGUUUUUGUGAUGAAAGAGCAACUCCGUAUACAAAAUGUGUACAAUGGCGGAAGGUCAGUCGCUUGUCCAAUUUUACGCUACUUCGGAAUUUCUGUCGGGAUGGGAACGGUAUUAAUGGUACUAUCUAUAGCUGUUGAACGUUACAAGAAAAUAUGCACUCCAUUUCAAACUCAGUUCACCAUUGCACAGUGUGGCAGAUUCUGCACUAUAGCAAUGAUUGUAAGUGCAAUCGUGAACGUACCUGCAAUUUUCAUUUUCGGAAAAAGAGAUUUCAAUAUAGAGGGUAUGAACGCAACCAGAUGUGAUGUGUUAAAGAAGUUCGAUGAAACCGAGUUCCCGAUUCUGUAUUUUGGAUCCUUGAACACAGUGUCUCUUGUUGUUGUCUUCUGCAUUACAGUCAUACAGUUGAAAAUCAGAGCAGUUAUCAACCGCCAAUCUCAACUAAAGAAGAGAAUGAAUUUGCCGGCAUCCAGUAAAAACCAGCUUAAGAUCGCAGAAACCCCACUUUCGGGCGAAGAUGGUGCUACCCCCAUUGAAUACGAAGAAAAAUUAUCAGCAAUCAAAAUAGCUGUUGUAUCAAAAGAAAUGACACCGAUGGCUAAACCGAAUCUCUCGAAGACGAAAACGACAAACGAUAAAUUAAAGGCCAUUAAAAUAGCCGUGGCUUUCUGCAUCAUAACAGCAUUGUUAGUAAUAAGCACCCAAGCCAUGUUAAUAAACGUCAUCAUAUCAGCAAUAUCAAGGUAUUUGCGUCCUGAAAACAAAAUCUCAGAGGAUCAAGAUAUCUUCAAUAACUAUGAUAUUGCCGCCUUAAAUGGAAUGUUUAAUCCGUUCGUUUAUUACUUCUUUGAUAACAAAUUCAGACAAGAAGUCAGAAAGUUAUGUCGGCGAUAA